Cladophialophora bantiana CBS 173.52 is the source of this 849-nucleotide messenger RNA. RefSeq lists its product as uncharacterized. Bases 1 to 849 code for a protein of 282 amino acids. The transcript has 2 exons. The record is from RefSeq and is a predicted model, not a curated record. NCBI's taxonomy places the organism in Eukaryota, Fungi, Ascomycota, Eurotiomycetes, Chaetothyriales, Herpotrichiellaceae.
AUGGCCGCCCACCCGGCCGACGACCUCGUCCCCCUCGUGAUCGCAGCUGCAGUACGUGCGGCGAAGAUCACCAGGGAGACGGAGCUGGACAAUUGCCUGGAUACUUCGGCCAUGGCAAUAUGGGCGAGAUGGAUGGACCAGAGUUUUAUCCCGAUCCCGUCACCGGUCUCGGGAAUGGCCCUAGAUGGGGGAGGCAAGGAAAUGGUGGAGGUUGGCAACAAUAGUGGCUCUGAGGUGUGGAAUAAUGACCAACCGGUCGCCAGCAGAGGAGACUGCUUGACUCACGGUGGAGGCCGCCGUGGUGGAGAGGAUUUCGACUUUUCUGAUGACUUUGGCGACUUUGGUGGCGGCCGAUUUGAGAGAGGACCACGCCGUGGCCCCGGAAGGAACCCUUUCUGUGGAUGUCCUCAUAGAGGACGGGGUCAGCUUCCUCCAGGCAUGGAAUUUGCUCCGCCAUGGCUGUUCGACGACUUUGACGAGGAUGAUUUCGAUGACUUUGAAACAAUGGCGUCUUUUGGAGGUAUGCCACUUGGACGACGGGAAAGGGGACCGCCGGGAAGUGGCAGAGGGGGCGUCAGAAUUACGCGAGAAGGAGGGCCUAUUGUGGUGAACAACGACUUUGGCGGUCCCCCUCACAGAGGCCCAGGACGAAGCGGCCUUGAUAUAAGGCCAGACGAGAACUACAAUGCUGCUGGCUACGACGGUGGCGGCUGCGACGACGACGACGACGAUGAUGAUGAUGACGACCACGACAAAGUAGUCAUGUGGGGUGGUUUUGGUGGGAGAUUCCAGCCUCGCGUCUAUCGGACUCGGAAUGGAGGGACCCUUCGCAUCCACUCUAGAUGUUAG